Hyla sarda is the source of this 951-nucleotide messenger RNA. RefSeq names its product olfactory receptor 1020-like. The record is from RefSeq and is a predicted model, not a curated record. Gene Ontology annotation, cellular component: membrane. The transcript has a single exon. NCBI's taxonomy places the organism in Eukaryota, Metazoa, Chordata, Amphibia, Anura, Hylidae. The coding region runs from base 1 to 951 and encodes 316 amino acids. Gene Ontology annotation, biological process: G protein-coupled receptor signaling pathway. Gene Ontology annotation, molecular function: G protein-coupled receptor activity; olfactory receptor activity.
AUGGAGAAUGUGUCCGAGAUUUACAGAAAUCUUGUUCUCCUUGGAAUUGUAGAGAUAGAGCCCCUCCAGUAUCUGUACGCCAUGAUUGCCAUUAUAAUCUAUGUCUCCACCAUGAUGUUAUCUUCAAUGAUCGUGUAUAUUAUCUGGUCAGAAGAGACCCUCCAUGAACCUAUGUACAUCUUUAUAGGGAACCUAGUGGUCAACGUAAUCUUUGGAAAUUCAGCUAUCGUACCCAAGAUGGUGAUUGACCUGCUCUUUGGUUUGAACACCAUAUCACUGCCGGGUUGUCUCAUCCAAGCUUUCUGUUAUCAAAGCUUUGGUGUUCUUGAGUUGUUUGCUUUUACAGUUAUGGCCUAUGAUCGAUAUUUAGCUGUCCGAGAUCCCUUGAGAUACCCAACUCUGAUGACGAAUAGAAGAGCUUUCUGGAUACUAUUUGCUGCAUUAGUCUUUGUCUCCUUAAGUAUUGGUAUAACUGUGGCUUUAGCUGCCAGGUUAUCCAUGUGUGGGGAGUAUAUUAAUAACAUGUUCUGUGAGACAAUGUCUCUUCUACGUCUGGCUUGCGGUGACACAACCAUCAACAACGUCUAUGGGACCAUCUGGACAAUGACUGUGUUGACCAGCUGUCUACUGGUUGUCAUCUAUUGCUACAUAAGAACAUUUCUUGUUUGCUUGAACGUCUCAGUGGAGGCCUACCAGAAGGGCAUUUACACCCUGAUCACUCACAUAGUCUCAUUCUCUUCAUUUGAGGCCGCCAGUCUUUUUGUCAUUUUCCGGUACAGGUUGGGCAGUGGUUCUCUCUCAACUCUUUCCCAUGUUUUCAUCUCCAUCACAGGUGUAAUUGUUUCCAUAACCUUAAACCCUCUCAUAUAUGGGAUCAGGACAGAGGCUCUUAGAAUUAAACUUAUUGCUAACAAAAUGUAUUUAUGGCGGAGCAUUGUCAUAACCAAGUAG